Acanthochromis polyacanthus (spiny chromis) is the source of this 1213-nucleotide messenger RNA. It is a transcript of the gene commd9, whose product is annotated as COMM domain containing 9. The transcript is spliced from 6 exons. NCBI's taxonomy places the organism in Eukaryota, Metazoa, Chordata, Actinopteri, Pomacentridae. Bases 48 to 668 code for a protein of 206 amino acids. The record is from RefSeq and is a predicted model, not a curated record.
GGGUUGUACUUCAUUUCCCAUGAGCCUCAGCGGCAUCUGUCCGUCACAUGACUCGUCGCAGGUUAACGUCACAUGUCAACAUGGCUGCUGCUCUUUCAAGUGAAGAUUUUAACAACUUGCAGCUUCUCCUGAAGGCUCCAUCCAAAGAUGCUGUCAGAGACGUUUGUGUUCAGAGUCAUAAAGGUCCAAGUCGGCAGCUGACUGAGAACAUGGCAUCUACACUCAGCAUCCCUGCAACCCAGGCAGCACAGCUGGUUCGAUCCCUCCAUGUUCUGUCCCAUCAUGUCAUCUUCCACAACCUCAGCUCUCCGGAGCAGAUCCUCGCCGUGUUCCCCGAGUCCUUCCACUCGAGUCUGAAGAACCUGAUCACCAAGAUCCUGCUGGAGAACAGUCCAACAUGGCGGACAGAAGCUGUCAGUGAUCAGGUGUCCCUCCCUCAGCUGAAGGACCUGAACUGGAGAGUGGACCUGGUGACCGGCUCAGACUCGAUCAGUCGGAUGUCGGUGCCGACCUGUUUGGUUCAGCUGAAGAUGGAGGAUCCGUGUCCGUCGGCAGGCGGUGAGUCUGUUUCCACGGUAACGGUGGAGCUCAGCAGAGAGUCUCUGGACACCAUCCUGGACGGACUGGGACGAAUCAGAGACCAGCUGUCUGUGGUCGCCGGGAAGUGAAGCUGAAUUUGACAGUGUGAUGAGUUUGGACCAACAGGAUUCUAAAGAGGGACUUCAGUCAUUAAAUCACCAGAACCAGAACCAGAACCCGUUUAUCUUCAUGUCGUCCAUCUUUAUUCACAGCCUCGGUGAAGCUGCUCCUCGCUGAUAUUUUGUGCCACUUUUUAUUGUUUCCUGGACGUUACAUAGCAACUAAUCCAUUCAAUGAUUGUAAUUUUAAUAACUGAUAUGAAAAUAUUUGUUUGUUUCAGCCUUAAAGCUCAUUAAAAAAUGAGAAAAAUAUGUUGUAAUCUUUUGUGUCUUAAUAUUUACUGUAUUUUUCUUGGUUUUUGUUGUGGCUGCACAUCAUCAGGCCAAUACAUGUAUAUAAUAUCUGGCAACAUGUUAUUAAUAUUUGUCAUAAUUUUAAAAUUUUGUAUGUUGAAUUAUUAAAUAUAAGACCUCCACAAAUUAAUGUCAAAAUAACUUUGGUGUCACAGAUAUUACACUUAUUUGUAAAAAAAUGUUUUCUUCUCUAAUAUGAAAAUAAACUUCGGAAAAAGUUA